This is a messenger RNA of Branchiostoma floridae (Florida lancelet), 1576 nucleotides long. Its product is annotated as ras-related protein Rab-4B. NCBI's taxonomy places the organism in Eukaryota, Metazoa, Chordata, Leptocardii, Amphioxiformes, Branchiostomatidae. The record is from RefSeq and is a predicted model, not a curated record. The coding region runs from base 58 to 771 and encodes 237 amino acids. Gene Ontology annotation, molecular function: GTP binding; GTPase activity. Gene Ontology annotation, cellular component: endosome. The transcript is spliced from 7 exons. Gene Ontology annotation, biological process: Rab protein signal transduction; regulation of endocytosis.
UUUUUAUAUCAUGUCGUCUGCCAUGCCCCUCCGUCCCAACAUCCACCGCUGUGUCACAUGAUCCUUCCCGUCCGCCAUUUUGUUGUUGGGUAUUUACUUCCGCACAGAGAAGGAGGAGCUGCAGGUACAAAGAUGUCCGAAUCCUACGAUUUCCUGUUCAAGUUCCUGGUUAUUGGUGCAGCAGGUACAGGGAAGUCCUGUAUUCUGCACCAGUUCAUUGAGAGCAAAUUCAAGCAGGAUUCCAGCCACACCAUUGGAGUCGAGUUUGGUUCCAAGGUGGUGAACGUUGGUGGGAAGUCUGUCAAGCUGCAGAUUUGGGACACUGCAGGCCAGGAGAGAUUCAGGUCCGUGACCAGAAGCUACUACAGGGGAGCUGCUGGGGCCCUGCUGGUGUAUGACAUCACAAGCCGAGAGACGUACAACCAGCUGACCAACUGGUUGACAGAUGCCAGAACGCUGGCCAGCCCCAACAUUGUCAUCAUCCUGUGUGGGAACAAGAAGGACCUGGACGCAGACAGAGAAGUGACAUUCCUGGAGGCCAGCAGAUUUGCACAGGAGAACGAGAUCAUGUUCCUGGAGACCAGUGCCCUGACAGGAGAGAACGUGGAGGAGGCUUUCCUCAAGUGUUCCCGGUCCAUUCUCACCAAGAUUGAAUCAGGUGAGCUGGAUCCUGAUAGAAUGGGGUCUGGAAUCCAAUAUGGCGACGCCUCGCUGCGUAGGAUCACCAGACAACCGCAGCAGCAGAGAAACCCGCACUGCACCUGUGGGUAAAGGUGUACCUCCCCGUCUGGGUAGGAGAACCUCCUACUGUCUGCAGAUAUAACAUGCCACAAAUAAGUAAGGAUGGUUGGAGCAGGAACUUGUGUAUGAAGAACAAUAUACUGCUUGUGCAUUGUAGGAUACUAAUGUUGUAAUGUUAGCACAGAGUAAUGUACCUAUUGUAUGUUGUAUUACAGAGAUACUUGUAUGCUGGACAUGAUUAAGACUUCAAUAUGGACACUAUAUAGAUGUGAUUGAAUGUAACUUAUUGGAUAGACCUUUUGUAGUUGUUAUUUCUCUGAACUUGGAGUAUAUAAAAGUCUGCUUGUGACUUUUAAAAAAGAUGUUCAGGUCCAUAUGAAAGUAUUUGGAUCAGUUUCCCCAAGUGAUGUACCCCAUAUGUACAUAGCCCGGCCACAACUUAAAUCAUUGUGAAUAAACAUCAGUCCUUGAUGAAGAUAUUCCAAACCCUGGCACUUUUUCCUGAGAAUUAAAUCUUCUGAUAGAAAGCAUUACCUGUAAAAAUGAUGAUACUCACACCUGCGUCCAUUGUUUAGUAAAACAAAAAAUAUGUUACACUUGUUCCUUCCUCUUCCAGUUGUAAUAAAGAUGUCUGAUAUUCGGUACCAUGAACAAAACAUAACAUAUAGGAAAGGCUGGACUUUCCAACAGUGGAAGAUUGAUAUUGGAUACACUAUCACAUAUUACAUUCUUGCAACUGGAGAUGUACAUGCAAAGUUACACUCAUCAGAUAUUGUGUAGGUGUAACACUAUGUUGUUGAUGUCCAAGUGUAUGUUUAUAGAUUCUGGAUAUAAA